Messenger RNA from Cynocephalus volans (Philippine flying lemur), 1248 nucleotides. It is a transcript of the gene GPR19, whose product is annotated as G protein-coupled receptor 19. The record is from RefSeq and is a predicted model, not a curated record. Gene Ontology annotation, cellular component: plasma membrane. The coding region runs from base 1 to 1248 and encodes 415 amino acids. The transcript has a single exon. Gene Ontology annotation, molecular function: G protein-coupled receptor activity. Lineage: Eukaryota; Metazoa; Chordata; Mammalia; Dermoptera; Cynocephalidae. Gene Ontology annotation, biological process: G protein-coupled receptor signaling pathway.
AUGGUUUUUGCUCACAGAAUGGAUAACAGCAAGCCACCUUUCGUUAUUGCUACACUUCUGGUGCCCCUCCAAAACCACAGCUGCACUGAAACAGCUACACCUCUGCCAAGCCAUGACCUGAUGGAAUUAUAUGAGGAGCAAAGUUGGAUGAGCAACAGAACAGACCUUCAGUAUGGACUGAAACCUGGGGAAGUGGCCACAGCCAGCAUUUUCUUUGGGACUCUGUGGUUAUUUUCUGUCUUUGGCAAUUCCCUGGUUUGUUUGGUCAUCCAUAGGAGUAGAAGGACUCAGUCUACCACCAACUACUUUGUGGUCUCCAUGGCAUGUGCUGAUCUUCUUAUCAGCGUUGCCAGCACACCUUUCGUCCUGCUCCAAUUCACCACUGGAAGGUGGACACUUGGUAGUGCAAUGUGCAAGGUUGUGCGAUAUUUCCAGUAUCUCACUCCAGGCGUCCAGAUCUAUGUUCUCCUCUCCAUCUGCAUAGACCGGUUCUACACCAUUGUCUAUCCUCUGAGCUUCAAGGUGUCCAGAGAAAAAGCCAAGAAAAUGAUCGCAGCAUCAUGGAUCUUCAAUGCAGCCUUUGUGACCCCCGUGUUCUUUUUCUACGGCUCCAACUGGGACAGUCACUGUAACUAUUUCCUCCCUUCCUCUUGGGAAGGAACUGCCUAUACCAUCAUCCACUUCUUGGUGGGCUUUAUGAUUCCAUCUGUCCUCAUAAUCUUAUUUUACCAAAAGGUCAUAAAGUAUAUUUGGAGAAUAGGCACUGAUGGCCGAACAGUGAGGAGGACAAUGAACGUUGUUCCAAGGACAAAAGUGAAAACUAUCAAGAUGUUCCUCAUUUUAAAUCUAUUGUUUUUGCUCUCCUGGCUGCCUUUUCAUGUAGCUCAGCUGUGGCACCCCCAUGAACAAGACUAUAAGAAAAGUUCCCUUGUUUUCACAGCUAUCACAUGGAUAUCCUUUAGUUCUUCAGCCUCUAAACCUACUCUGUAUUCAAUUUAUAAUGCCAAUUUUAGGAGAGGAAUGAAAGAGACUUUUUGCAUGUCCUCAAUGAAAUGUUACCGAAGCAAUGCCUACACUAUCACAACCAGCUCAAGGAUGGCCAAAAAAAACUAUGUUGGCAUUUCAGAAAUCCCUCCCAUGGCCAAAACUAUAACCAAAGACUCAAUCUAUGAGUCAUUUGACAGAGAAGCCAAGGAAAAGAAGCUUGCUUGGCCCAUUAACUCAAAUCCACCAAAUACUUUUGUCUAA